Drosophila willistoni is the source of this 2251-nucleotide messenger RNA. Its product is annotated as dynein intermediate chain 3, ciliary. Gene Ontology annotation, cellular component: outer dynein arm. Gene Ontology annotation, molecular function: dynein light chain binding; dynein heavy chain binding. NCBI's taxonomy places the organism in Eukaryota, Metazoa, Arthropoda, Insecta, Diptera, Drosophilidae. Bases 108 to 2159 code for a protein of 683 amino acids. Gene Ontology annotation, biological process: cilium movement; outer dynein arm assembly. The transcript has a single exon. The record is from RefSeq and is a predicted model, not a curated record.
AAAUAUUAGUAAUAAAUGAAACUUGGCGUAGUAAAGACAUAAGUUUGAAUUUAAUGAACCAAUUUUAUACUUUUUCAUAGUUUGUUUUGAAGAAAUCAUCAGCGAUCAUGGGUACUUUAUCCCCAGCGCAUGUAAAUCAGUUUAUAUUUUCGCGAGAACGUCGUCGAUUUGGACGGCAAUGUGUAUUCUCGGAUCGUAAUGAGCUACUCUUGAGUGUGAAUCCAAGUGCCAAGUUGCGCAUGAAAUACGUUUUGGCCAAUCCGGUGAACAAGUCUACCCAAUUGAGUGAUCAAAGUGCAGCAUCGACCAUUGAGACUGAGAACGUGACAUUCGAUCAACAUGGAAUGAAUCACUUUGAGGGCGGUUGGAAUAUCAAAGAGGUGAAUGUUAACGAUGAAGAAUCGACGAAUCGUUAUCGCAAAAAAGUUGAACGCGAGGAUACCUGGGGCGUUGAGGUGGGGCGUUUGUUGCGGGAUACAAUGUCCAUAGCGCAGCAGAAUAAUGCCAUUAAUAUUUAUCAAAAUCAUUUUGAGGAUCUGCCCGAAGAAUUGGGAUCGGGCAUUAAAAUGGAAAUAUCGGGACGAACUAUUAAUAUAUUUCGCGACCUGUGGCGGCCCCAAAGACAUUUGACAAUGUGCGAAUGGAUGCCGAGCAAUCCAACAGAGUUUCUGGCCGUAUACUCCAAUUUGAAGCGUUUAAAGAAAUCGUACAAACGUUUGAUUAAUCGUAUGCCUGAUUUUGGCAAUGACAAUUCAUUUUAUAUAUGGGAUAUUUAUGAUCCAAUCAAACCAUUGGCUUUUUUUGAAAACAGAGGGGUCGUUUCAUUUGCCAAGCUGUGUAUAAAGGAUGAGAAUGCAUUAAUUGGUGGUUUGUAUUCGGGCAAAGUUUGUCUAUGGAAUAUUGCCGAUUAUGGUUCACCCAAACGAAGUUGUCCGCUAGAGGUAGCACAUCGUGAGGUCACCUCGGCUCUUUGUUGGGUCCAUUCGAAAUCCAACACUGAAUUCUAUUCUGGAUCACUAGAUGGUUCGGUCAAGUAUUGGGAUACUCGCGAUCUGAAGAUGCCAACACAGGAACUGCUGCUCGAACCGAAUACCUCUGAUAUACAGGAUCGUCAGAACUCUCAUGGUGUUACCGUCUUGGAGUUUGAGUAUACCAUACCUGUGCGCUAUAUAGUGGGCAGUGAUAUGGGAUAUGUGUUUGUUGGUAAUCGCAAAGGUGUGACCCCAUCCGAAACACUUCUCAGUCAGUAUCAGUUAUUUGCCGGUCCCAUUCGUAGCAUUGUGCGUAAUCCAUUCUUUGUGAAGAAUUUUUUAGUUAUUGGCGAUUGGCGGGCACGCAUCUGGUCCGAGGAGUAUAAAAACUCGCCCACUACUAUGUAUAUAAAGAGGCAGAAUCAGUUGACUUGCGGUACCUGGAGCACUGGACGCUGUUCUCUGUUCGUAACUGGCGAUAGUGUUGGAAAUUUGGAGUUUUGGGAUCUUUUAAUGAGUCAUCGCACUCCCAUUCUGUCCAUACCAUUACGACAACGUAUUACCCAUAUUGCUUUCCAUCCGGAUGCGGAAUACCUUACAGUCGGCUUGGUCACGGGAGAUAUUCAACUGAUGAGACUAGACGAAGGCAUGCUAACAGCAACUAUCAAGGAGAAGGCAUUGAUUGCAGCACUUUUCGAGCGAGAGAUCUCACGGGGCAAGCUAUUGGAGUCCCGCGAGGAGGAGAUUAAGCUGAAGCAACGCAACACUGUAUUGCUGGCUGAGGCAGCUGAACGUAAAGCUGAAGAGGAACAAUAUUUGGAAAUGGCACGUGCCUUUUCCCUACAAAUUGAUCCCGAUAAUGCAGAGGACUUUCUAAGGCUAAUAGAACUCGAUGGGGAUUUUCGUAAAGCUUUGGGCGACUUUCAUGAGGCAAUCCAUAGUGUAUCGAAGAAGCGUUCUGAACGACACUUUUCCAAUGAACUGACAGUCUUUGAGGCAGGUUACGAAUCGUUUACGGAAUUGAAGACAGAAUCCAAGCCAGAAAUACAAUUAACCCUGCAAGAGCCAGAGCUUGAGCCGGAACCAGAGACUGUUCCUCCUCCUGAAGCAGAGGUUGUCCCAACCGAAGCAACCGAUAUUGUUGCGCCGCCGGCAGAUCGUUCCACAUUACUAAAGAAUUCUUUUUAAAAUAUUUUAUAGAAAGCAAAUUCAUAUGCAUUAAAAUUUAUAAUACGUUAAUUUAAAAAUAUCUGGAUAAAGCAUUAGGAUACUUGUUUUAA